CUCUCUCUCUCUCUCUCUCUCUCUCUCUCUCUCUCUCUCUCUCUCUCUCUCUCUCUCUCUCUCUCUCUCUCUCUCUCUCAAAAACCCUGCGAUCCUCCAAAUUCGAUCCAACUACAUGUUGACCGUCAGAUCACAUCAACGAACUUCUCUCUCUUAAUAACACGUGCCAUUCCCUCUCCCCCCUCUUAUUAGUACUUUACUUCCAUGCAUGGAAUUCUCCUCCGACUACAACUCAUAUAUAGAGAGAGAGAAACAAACAGAUGAAACAGUCAUGGAGUCUGUUUUCAAUUCUCCACCUCUUGAUUCGCUACUCCUUACCUCUCAUUGAUCUUUUCUUCUGAAAUUAUUAUUUUUAUUUUCUGGGGCUCAUUAAUUUUUACCAAUUUUGAACGUUGCGAUAGCAGAGUGCUUUCUGUCUUGUGUAUUUCCGUGCUUCGGUACCAGAUUUGUUGAAGAUAAGAGAUGAUUCCUUUCUUUUUACGUUCGAUCUUAAACUUCCCAAAAGCUGUCGAAUCCUUCUCCCAAACUCUGAGAUAAAAAGGCUUUGAUCUUUUUAUCUGAGACAUGAUCUGCUUUGAAAGAUUAAAAAUCGCUAAAUUUGAUGAGCUUUUUGUAGUGCUUUUGAUUCACUUUAUUUUUUCCUGGGUCUGUGUUCUUGGGAUUUGAGCCCUAAAGAUGUUUCACCGAAAUCAGCAAAUGUUGUAAGCUUAAAUUGAUCUUUGCUUUUCUGGGUUCGUUUGGUGUUUUUUCGAUUAGGUAUUUCUAAAAUUUCGAUCUGGAAAUCAAGAUGGAUGACGAUCAUGAUGAACUGAGAUUUGUGUGUAAGUUGUGUGAUAAACGAUACCCAAGUGGGAAAUCAUUAGGUGGGCAUAUGAGGUCUCAUGUAAAUUCUCCCGCUUCUGCUGCUGCUGUUGCUGCUAAUUCAGCUGAAUCAGACGACAAAUUCGAGCCCAUGAAAAAGCUUUCAACUUUGAUCAUCAACGGAAACGGAAUUGGAAACGGGAAUGGGAAUGGGAAUGGGAAUGAGAAUGGGAAUUCUAGUAUUUACGGGUUACGAGAGAACCCUAAAAAGAGUUGGAGAGCAGUCGGUUCUUCCUCCUCGACUUUAUCUUUCCCAAAUGAGAAAGUUUGCAAGCAAUGUGGAAAAGGGUUCCCAUCUUUAAAAGCUUUAUGUGGUCAUAUGGCUUUCCAUUCUGGUAAAGAUAGGAAUUCCAAGGAUUACGAUUAUUCAUGGACGAGUGAAAAUCUCGAUCAUGAUGACAAGUCCAUCAGCGAUAGUCAUUCCGAUACUGAAGAAAACGAGCUUCAAGAUCCGAUUUGUGUUACAAGAUCCAAAUCAAAAAGGUACAAGAACAUCGUAGUUAAACCAUCUUCUUUUUUAACCAACAGUAAUAAUAGUAAUUACAAUUACGGAUCUUCUUCUGUUUCUGAAAUUGAUGAAAUUGAGCAAGAAGAAGUUGCAAUGUCUUUGAUGAUGUUGUCUAAGGAUUCCGCCAACUGGGCCGGUGUUAAUUCCGUGGUAGAAUCUUCUGACAACAAUUCUGUAGUUUUGGAGACCAAGUUGAAUUCCGAGAAUCGUUGGAAUGGAAUCAAGAAAGUGGAAUCAGAUAUUACAGUAGAGGAACUUCUUAGGAAUGGUGAUCAACAUAAGAAGAGAUCAAAAGGAGUGAAUGGUUUGAACUGCAGAGUGUAUUCUUAUGAAGAAAAACUCGAAAUUAGAAGGAAUUUGUUUAAAGAAUUUGGGUAUAAUGAUAAUUUUAAGAAAAGAAUCAAAGAAGAUGAUGAUUCUUAUAAGCCCGAGGAGUCACAAAAGAAGAGAAGCAAGUAUGAAUGUAUGAACUGCAACAAGAUUUUUAGUUCUUUUCAAGGGCUUGGAGGACAUAGACCAUGUCACAAAAAGAACAAUUCAGAAGCCCAAUAUCAUAAUCACAAGGCUAAGUUUGACAAGAAGAUGAGGCCAAAAAAGAACAAAGGGCAUGAAUGUCCAAUUUGUUUUAGGAUGUUUAAAUCAGGGCAAGCUUUAGGGGGUCACAAAAGGUCUCAUUUCAUUAAUGGUGGUUCUGGAGAAAGGUUUGAUCAUAUUGCAGUGAUGGAAGAUGAGGGUCCCACAUAUACUGAUAUGAUUGAUCUUAAUCUCCCUGCUCCAGAAGAGGAUUAGGGUUAGAAAUCGCAUGAUUUGGUCUUCGUUUUUGGUUGUUUAUCAGAGGACUUUAGAGAGGUGAGAGUUCUAUUUUUGUUCUUACUGUUUAGAACUUCUGAAUAUUUUCUUCAUUUCAUCCAAUUCUUGAAUUUGUGCCUAAAUUUUCCUGGACAUUAAGCUGAAUUCGUAGUUUCAAGAACAUUUGAUGCUACUUUACUAAUUCUUGAAUUUUUGCCUAGUUUUGGAGAGAAGUUAAGAGUUAGGUUUCAGGUUUUAGUUAUUUCAAGAACUUGUGAUGCUUUUUUACUCCAAAUUCAUCCGAUUCUUAAAUUUAUGCCUAAGUUUCAAGAAAAUUUGGCGUGAAGUUCCCUGUUAUGUUUCAAGAACUUGUGAUGCUUUUAAUUCACUUUUGCUUUGCUUUAUUAUAUCACCAGUUCAUCAAAAUCUUGAAUUUAUGCCCAAAUUUCAAAAAAAAAAAAAAAUGAGGUUGAAGUUAGCAUUUUUCAAGAACUUGAGAUGUAUUGUUGUUUACUAUUGCUAUGGUUUAAUUAGUUGCUCCUACAGUAAUUUGGUGGCAUAUGUUUUAGUGGAAGGUGCUAUGAAUAAUGAACAUUUGCUUUUUGAAAAUUCACCAUGAUUUCACGCUUUAAUGUACAUUUGUGUGUCUUGAUAUGGUGGUUUUGUGUGUGUUAGUGGUUGUGGGGUAGGCUACCAAAAGGAAGGAUUUUCAUAAGAGGUAGUUUUGGGACAUAGCAACCAAAUGUAGCCUACAAAAUUGCUUAGAAAUGUCGGUAAUAAUAUAAAAUUUUGGGAGAUACCGAAGUUGUCAAGUCUCGGUUCAACCCGUAACCCGAUAAUGACUCAAUCCCGAAAAUAAACAGG
Molecule: messenger RNA, 3022 nt
Organism: Lactuca sativa (garden lettuce)
Lineage: Eukaryota; Viridiplantae; Streptophyta; Magnoliopsida; Asterales; Asteraceae
Source: RefSeq, a predicted model, not a curated record